GACCCGAAUCGCGUCUUCGUCUCCGCAAACACCAAACCGGAAUCCGCUGCCAUUCGCGGCCUCCGAGUUCGUCGUCUUUUCUAGUUUUCCACCAUUAAUCGCACUAGAAAACGCUAAAAAUGUUCCCAUUUUUUCAUCGGGGGAGGAGUUUGAUUGCGAGGAGCUUUUCCUCUCUGCGCUCCGAUCAGUUCAAUGUAUGCGUCGUCGGUAGUGGUCCUGCUGGCUUCUACACUGCCGAGAAGAUGUUGAAAGGGCAUGAAAGCGGCGAAGGUUGACAUCAUUGAUAGGCUACCGACGCCAUUCGGAUUGGUUCGCUCUGGUGUUGCGCCAGAUCAUCCUGAGACGAAGAUAGUGGUGAACCAGUUCUCUCGGGUGGCGGGGAACGAAAGGUGCUCGUUCUUUGGGAAUGUGUCGCUUGGAAGUCAUGGUGUUUCUCUGUCGGAGCUUCGUCAGCUGUAUGAUGUGGUUGUGCUUGCUUAUGGUGCAGAAAGUGACAGAUCUCUUGGUGUACCUGGGGAAGAUCUGGGAGGAGUAUACUCUGCUAGAGAGUUUGUCUGGUGGUAUAAUGGACACCCUGAUUGCAAAGCAAUGCCUAUUGAUUUGAAAAGCACCGAUGCUGCUGUAGUUCUUGGCCAGGGCAAUGUGGCUCUUGAUGUUGCUCGAAUUCUUCUACGGCCCACAGCUGAAUUAGCUGCAACAGAUAUCGCUGACCAUGCCCUUGCUGCUCUCCAGGAGAGCACUAUAAGGAAAGUAUACUUGGUUGGAAGACGUGGUCCAGCACAGGCAGCUUGCACUGCAAAGGAACUUCGUGAAAUUCUUGGUAUAAAAGAUCUGUAUGUUCACAUUCAAGAAUCCGACUUAGUUAAAUCACAGACAGAUGAGAUGGAAUUAGAGAAUAGUAGAAUCCGAAAAAGAGUUUUCGAGUUGUUUGCAAAAAGAGCUGCUUCUCACAGGUCUAAUGCCAUCAAGGGCCAGCGUGAACUGCACUUUAUAUUCUUCAGGAAGCCGGAUAGGUUCUUACCUUCAGAUAGUGGCUUGCACGUCAGUGGUGUACGCUUGGAGAAGACAAGUUUGAAAGAAAAUGGCGAAUCUGGCAGACAGGUGGCUGUUGGCACAGGCCAGUUUGAUGACCUCAAGUGCGGGAUGGUGCUGAAAAGCAUAGGUUACAAAUCUGUUCCAGUGGAUGGAUUACCUUUCGACAUGCAUCAAGGUAUAGUUCCAAAUAUCAGAGGCAGGGUGGUCAAUGGAGCUCCACCGGAGCAUGCAGCCGUGGAGCAUGGUUUGUAUGUGGUCGGAUGGCUCAAAAGAGGACCUACAGGAAUCAUUGCCACCAACCUUUAUUGUGCUGAAGAAACUGUAGAGAGCAUCUUGGAAGAUGAAAAGAAAGGAUUAUUGAUAUCUGAUUCACAGAAGUUAGGAAGACAAGGGCUUCUCCAAAUACUAGAAAAUAAAGGUGUAAACUAUGUGCCUUUUAGUGGCUGGCAAAAGAUAGAUUCUGAGGAGAAGUUGAGAGGUCAAUUGAAAGGUAAACCCAGAGACAAAAUCACUGAUUGGGAGGAGUUGCUUAGAGUUGCCAAUGCAUGAAAGUUAAUUAUUUGUGAGAAAUGUGCAAAUUCUAUUGCUUAAAAGUUAUCUCAGAUCAUUCCUGUAAUAAAAUGCUCUGGAGAGUCAUUCCCAUUUUAAGUCUGCUUUGCAGCACACUAAAAUAGAUCGAAUGUUUGUUUACAAAGGAAAAGUUAAAGUGCACUCUUGGUAGGUUUUGCACGCCUCAUUGUAACUUGAAUUCACUUCGGAGUAAUAAAAGAU
Messenger RNA from Dioscorea cayenensis subsp. rotundata (Guinea yam), 1806 nucleotides. RefSeq names its product NADPH:adrenodoxin oxidoreductase, mitochondrial. Gene Ontology annotation, molecular function: oxidoreductase activity. Lineage: Eukaryota; Viridiplantae; Streptophyta; Magnoliopsida; Dioscoreales; Dioscoreaceae. The transcript has 13 exons. The record is from RefSeq and is a predicted model, not a curated record. The coding region runs from base 256 to 1584 and encodes 442 amino acids.